CAUUGAGGGAGAUUGAAAAGGUUCUCUGUGGAAACCGUUGCUGCCCCAGAGAACGAGGACAUCACAAGAUGAUUGGAAUUGAAACGGAAGGAGCACGGGUUGAAGUGGUGGCAGCGGUGAACCAGCUAAACAGGCAUCUGGAACAAGAACCCAAGUAUCAGCCCCGGAUCAGCGGCUUGAAGGCCAUUGAAUCAGCACAUGAAAAUGGGAUCCGAAUGACCGUGCGACUGAGAGACCUUGAAAUCAAGGAUCUCCUCAGCCUCUCCCAGUUCUUUGGCUUCAGCACCGAUACCUUUGUCUUGGCCGUAUCACUGCUUGACCGAUUCCUGGGUCUAAUGAAGGUCCAGCCGAAACACUUGUGUUGUGUUGGGCUGUGCUGUAUGUACCUGGCUGUGAAGAGCGUCGAAGAGGUACGCACUAUUCCACGGGUCAGCGAAUUGAUUGGAAUCAGUCAGUGCAGAUUCACGGUGUCGGAUAUGAAGAGGAUGGAGGAUAUUAUUCUGGACAAGCUGCACUGGAGGCUGAAGGGUCCGACUGCCUUGAACUUUCUGCGAUUGUUCCACGAGCUUGUCCAGAACUGUUCCACAUCUGACAGGAAGGAGAUACUGAAUCUUGAGCGACUCGAAUCCCAACUCAAAGCUUGUAGUUGUCGCUUUAUCUUCUCCAAGACAAAAGGGUCUGUCUUGGCCCUGUCGAUCCUGGCGCUGGAGGUCCAAACUCAAGGGUUGCUCGAAGUAAACAAGACUGUGGAGAGCCUGCGGCUUCACUCCAAAAUAAGCGAUCCUGAUUUAUUCUACUGGAAGGAACUUGUUGCAAAGUGUUUAGCGGAGUAUUCGUCAACCGCGUGCUCCAGGCCAAGUCACAAAAAACUGAUGUGGAUUGUUUCCAGGCGCACAUCUAGGCAGCUUAAGAGUUGCCAUCGUAUUACUCCCCUCCCGACGAUCCCUGAAGCCGCUGCUUGCACUGAGCCAGAAACUUAAUGAUUGCUCACCGAAAAGAUAGAUCUUUGUCACAUCAAAACACUACCAGUGAACUGAUUUUGUUCCAUCUUCAAAACGAGUGCCUUUGUCUACAUGGGCUGCAACAUGGAGUGAACCAUUGUGUGUUGUGUGAUUCUGGGAAAAUAACACUGGCAGAUUU
This is a messenger RNA of Amblyraja radiata (thorny skate), 1140 nucleotides long. It is a transcript of the gene ccng1, whose product is annotated as cyclin G1. The record is from RefSeq and is a predicted model, not a curated record. NCBI's taxonomy places the organism in Eukaryota, Metazoa, Chordata, Chondrichthyes, Rajiformes, Rajidae. The transcript is spliced from 7 exons. Bases 69 to 980 code for a protein of 303 amino acids.